GAGCAAAGAGAGACUAAAUGACCUGAUUUUGUGAUCCAAAAUAAGCUGUCUCAAUGGUCUUCGUACCUUCUUACAGCAUUUCUCACAUAAUAUCUUGUAGUUCUUUGUGUGCGUACUAGUCUUGUCUUCCCCAAUUAGGAAGUUUUGUUUCUCUUUCCAGCUACCCCUGGAGGGUAAGCCUGAGUAAGUCACGCUGAGGUCAAGUUAAACGCUUUAGAACAAAGGGAGUAGCAAAGGGGGAGUUCUUCCAAAGAGCUGAAGAUUGCCUCUAGUUAUGUUCUUAAGUUUCUCUCCUCCCUGUUUUCUGAUCUCGUGGAGGUACAUCUGUAAAUAUCACGAGACGCUGCGAUUUCUCCAAAACCUUUUCUCUUGAAACCUCUCUCUCUUCGAGCUCCUCCGACUCUCCCCUCGGAUUAGGAUCGGCUCUAUGGUAGGGAGAGUUCAGCCUUUCUAGCUCUCUAGUCCUCCAAAUGGCCCUAUCUAUGGUUUCCAAAUGCGUCACCGGAAGUUCCUGUAUGGGUUGGGUUUGAGACGCCGGAAGUUGCGCCUUCUUUACUCGCCGUUUCAAAAUGUUCCCGAGGCCUUAGGCUCUGUGACUGACACCCUUUCCCGGAGCUCGGCAGAGGAGUGACUCAUGGAGUGGCCGUAAGUUUUAUCAACAGACUGCAAUUUCUUCACUGCCAAAAUGACAUCACUUUCCACCUCUGCCCAGUGUGCAGCAUCUGAUAGUGCUUGCAGGAUCUCUGCAGAACACAUCACUCAGGUACGACCAAAACUGCCACUUUUGAAGAUUUUGCAUGCAGCCGGUGCACAGGGUGAAAUGUUCACUGUUAAAGAGGUCAUGCAGUAUCUAGGCCAGUACAUCAUGAUGAAGCAGCUUUAUGAUCAGCAGGAGCAGCAUAUGGUUUAUUGUGGUGGAGAUCUUUUGGGAGAACUACUGGGACGUCAGAGCUUCUCCGUGAAAGAGCCAAGCCCUCUCUAUGAUAUGCUAAGAAAGAAUCUUGUCACUUUAGCCACUCCUGCUACAGAUGCUGCUCAGACUCUCGCUCUCGCACAGGAUCACAGUAUGGAUAUUCCAAGCCAAGACCAACUGAAGCAAAGUGAAGAGGAAAGUUUGAACUCCAGGAAAAGAACCGAAGAAGGCAAUGUUCCCUUGCUGCCUACCUCACAGAAUAACUGCAAAAAUUCAAGACAAGAUGAAGACUUGAUAGAAAAUUUAACCCCAAAUAAGAAAUCUGGGCUGGACCUCGGGUUUGAGGAGUGGGAUGUAGCUGGCCUGCCUUGGUGGUUUUUAGGAAACUUGAGAAGCAACUAUACACCUAGAAGUAAUGGCUCAACUGAUUUACAGACAAAUCAGGAUAUAGGUACUGCCCUUGUUUCAGACACUACAGAUGACUUGUGGUUUUUGAAUGAUUCAGUAUCAGAGCAGUUAGGUGUUGGAAUAAAAGCUGAAGCUGCUGAUACUGAACAAACAAGUGAAGAAGUAGGGAAAGUGAAUGAUAAGAAGGUGAUUGAAGUGGAAAAAAAUGAUGACUUUGAGGACUCUAAGUCCUUAAGCGAUGAUACUGAUACAGAAGUUACCUGUGAGGAUGAGUGGCAAUGUACUGAGUGCAAGAAAUUUAACUCUCCAAGCAAGAGGUACUGUUUCCGUUGCUGGGCCUUGAGGAAGGAUUGGUAUUCAGAUUGUUCAAAGUUAACCCAUUCUCUGUCCACCUCUGAUAUCACUGCCAUACCUGAAAAGAAGGAAAAUGAAGGAAUUGAUGUCCCUGAUUGCCGAAGAACCGUUUCAGCUCCAGUCGUCAGACCUAAAGAUGGAUGCAUAAAGGAAGGAGACUCCAAACCUCUUGAUCCUUGUAGCUCCGUGGAGUUCUUGGAUUUGGCUCACAGCACUGAAAGCCAAGAGACCAUCUCAAGCAUGGGAGAACAGCCAGAUCACCUUUAUGAACCGAGAGCAGGUGCAGAAAACAUGGAGGAGUGCCAGACUCUCUUGAAGCCAUGUAGCUUAUGUGAGAAAAGGCCACGAGAUGGGAACAUAAUUCAUGGGAGGACAGGUCAUCUUGCCACGUGCUUUCACUGUGCCAGAAGAUUAAAGAAGGCUGGGGCUUCUUGCCCUAUUUGCAAGAAAGAGAUUCAGCUGGUUAUUAAGGUUUUUAUAGCAUAGCUGAAUCAGUGAGUUCCUAAUAGGGUCAAGUCAGGAGUCAGAACAUCAGUAUCGAGUGUCUCUACUCAGUUUGACCCAUUGCAUCUGUUCAUUUAUUCAUGUAAACAUCUGUGUUCUGGGGCGGUUUUGCUUCUUAAACUCAUAUGGAGUUUGAGAGCGAGUUCCUUAAAUUAGAUGAUCAAUUUGGAGACUCCAUUAACAUGAAAAGAUACAUUAAUCACCUCUCCCUCCAAAGAUGAGUAUCUGGGAGGGAGCAAUUACCAGUAAAAUGUAAGAAUACAUUCAUUUAUUUGAAAAUUAAUCCUUCCUUUAGUUAAUUUUAUUCCCUGCCUUCCUAUUCUUUUCUGUUAGGAAAUAUUCUUAGGCUCAAAAUCCAUGGCAGCUAUUAGAAAAAUAUUUAAGGUAACAGUGAGAGAACGGUAAAUAAUUUGGUUGGUCAGUUUAUGUAGGGCUGUGGAUUUCUUUGGAGCCCUGGUGUCACAGUGGUUAAGACCUGUGGCUGCUAACCAAAAGGUUGGCAGUUCAAAUCCACCGGUGACUCCUUGGGAACCCUAUGGGGCAGUUCUGCUUUGCCUAGAGGGCUGUUAUGAGUCGGGAUUGACUCCAAAGCACCGGGUUUGGUGGGUUUUGGUUUUUUAUGGAUCAUUUUAUGUUGCAGUCAAGCUACAUGGUUCUGAGAAACCAAAAUGAAAAGUCUUGGGGAAAAAAGAAAUUUCUUUCACAUAUGCUUUGAACAGUGGUUAUCAAGCAUUUUUGCUAACAUAUUCCUAAAAGAAUUUUGAAAAAGUAUAUACCAGUUUACACAUUAAAAAAAUUAAGGUAUAGUUAACAUACACUAAAAUGUUCCCUUUCGAUGAGUUGUAGACAUAGGAGUAAAUACCAACCAAAAUAAGUUAUGGGAGGUUUCUAUCACCCUGGAAUCUUCCCUUGUCCACCUUUCCAGGCAGUCCCUCAGCCAUUCCUGAUUCUCACCCUGAAUUGGUUUUCCUUUUGCUCAUCUAUAAUUUCACAUCUAAGUUUUAAAUAUAAAUGUUAAGUACUUAAAAAGGAUAUACUAUUCAACAUAUGUGCUUUAAAGAUAUUUUUAUCAAAGCCUUGGGAACUGUAGAUCUGGCUGGUUAAAUUUAUAGAAAAAGCCCUGUCAUAUAUAUAGGCAAAGCUUGUACUCAUUUUAAAAUUAAGCAGCCAAAUCAGACUUCACCUUCAGUCAGAACAUGUCUGACUUUAUUUUUAAUUAAUAAAUGGAAUAAUAUAUGUCUCAGGCAUAACCAUCUUAGUUCUCAGUUCUAAAAUAGAUAGAGAAGGUACAGAAUUUUUAACCAAAAUUCUCGGCUUUACUCUCUGUCCUCCCUAUUCCUUAGGAGUUUGUGGGGUUUCUUUGUCCCCUUGGUGCCUCUAGAGGUUUUUACAUUCUGAGGCAACACCCCAUAGUAAGAUUCUGGAUGGUGAGUCUUUGUUUUUUGAGAACAGGGAGUAUAGCAGUUGUGGAAAGAGAAGUAGUUAAAGAGAAAUGAUAGAUCUGAGGUGCAUUAAUUUUAGGACAAUAUAUAUGGAAAUCAAAGAUCUUUAAAUUGAUUUCCUUGUAGCUGUCCAUAUCUGCUUACCCCAUGGAAAAAUCUUGGUGUGUCCCCAGAGGUAUGAAUAUGUUAUUUUGAAGAUCAAGGUCCUAGAAUAGUCCAACUUGAGUGGAAGGAUCACCUGGGUUGGUUGGUAACAGCACCUAACCCCCACAGAGAUUUUGGUCCUUGACGCCUGGGAGUUUGCAUUUGAACUAGCGUCCCUAGAACUAGGGGAGCACCGAUGUGAGUGGUCUGCUGGCCACAUUUUGCGAUCCCUGCCCCUAGAAGGGUUUCUCCCCGUUUUUCUGAAUACCAAGCAGAAAGUGGGCAGCACCAAGAUAGUUUUAUUUAGCAUAAUAUUUAGUUUCUAGAGAGGAAUUUUCAUUAAAAUUCCAGACUUUUAAAAUUAGAAUGUACUCCUACUGAAACUUUCUUAUUUUGCACUUGAAGCUAAAGAGGAUUAAAUGACUUUGCAGAAAGUCACAGCUAUUGAUAGAGCUCUUACUAGAAUCCAAGUCUCUUGACUAGUAAAUCUUUAAACCUUCCUUCUUCUUUUCUAUUAAAUAUUUUUUAAGUAGUGGUGCUUGUUGAAUUUGGGGCAACUGAUAACCUUAAAAUAUAGGUCAUCUACUAAAUGGUGUUGGAGAAUAUGGCUUGUGGCCAAAAUAGGUCUUUAGAGAGAACAGUGACUUUUAAUACUUUAUCUGUCCCCAAAGAGAAAAGGCCCAGUAAAAGUCAGACUUUGUUAUCUAAUCAGAUAAGUUACUCCUCCCACUGGGAGACAGGUGAAGGUGGCAGGGGGACCUGAACCAUUUUCUCCAAUAUUGCUCUUUCUUUCCUGGGGAAUGAAGCUGCAUUCUGGCUCUCUAGGCCUUAGGGACAAAGGCUUUUCCCCCAACAAGCCGAACCAACCCUCUGAGUUAAAUAUUUUGUUAGCCACGCUGGAUGCUCUAAAACUUUAGAAAGUUAAAUUAACUGCCUCCCUGUUUUCCCCCAGUAAUGCCCUCUUCAUAAUAGUUUGAUUGAUAGCCCCCAUUUUCUUUUUGCCUGUCAGGUGCUUUUGCAGAUGAUAAAGGGGGUGGGGGGAGGCCUGGGGGCCUGCGCUUGCCAUCGUGUGAUCCCCUUUAUAUAGAGUUGCAGUUUUUAUAAAACUUAGAAGAAUUUUUAGAAUUUAUUUAUGUUUGUAGAUAUUUGAUGCUAAUUUCGGUACAUCCCUGUCCAGCAGAGUCCUCUUAGGUGACUCUCCUGUCCUCCUCCUGUCUGCUGACCUGGAUUUUUUCUUGCUCGCAUCAGCACUGCUAAGCACUUUGCUUAGAAGACCCUAAGCUGUGUGUGUGAGCUGAACCUCAUCUUUACCUACAGGAAACUUUAAACCAUCCUUUUUGAUCUGUUUUUGAUUUUGUUCUUUUUUCCUUGCCACUGCCACGUGCACAUAUUUUUAACUCACUGCCACGAAAGCGAGUCAUGAUUCAUGUGUGAAGUCCUCAGAAUUUACUACUGUAAGAUAAAGAAGGAACAGACUCUUGACUUCCAACACUACCAUUCAUUUUAUUUUUUUUUAAUUAUUGUUUACUUGUGUUAUUUGGGGACCACAACGUGAAAUAAUACAAUUUUUAAAUUUUACCAGCUAUUAAAUCACUGAUACUCAGUGUCGUUUCAUUUUAUGGUACUUUUUCACUUUUUAAAAUCUAAUUUACAUUUUGAAGAUGCCGCACUCAUUGGCAACCUAUAGCUAGGUAGAUAGCUUGCGUAGUUGCUGCCUAGUCGACUCCGGCUCACGGCAACCCUGUGUACAGCAGGAUGAAACAUUGUCUGGUCCUCUGUCACUCUCACAAUUGCCAGCAUGUCCGAGUCCUUUGUGGCUGCUGUUGUGCCAGUCCAUCUCAACGUGGGUCUCCCUUACCCUUCGUGGCCCUCCCCUUCACCAAACGAUAUUCUCGAGUGAUCCCUCCUGAUGUGUCCCGUGGAAGUGAGUCAGUGUUCUGUUUUGAUCCAUAGGUUUUCAUUUGUGCUAAGUUUCAGAAGUAGCUCACCAGGCCUUUCUUCCUAGUCUGUCUCUGCUAUUCAUCUUUUAGCUGUAGGUAGGGUGACCAUAUGCUCUGGUCACUUUCCUGUUUUUUAGCAUUCCACCCAGUGUGUCUCCUUUCACUCUGAAAAGUCUUUAUUUGGACGUUAAAUUAUGUCGUCACCUUAGUGUAAGCAAGCUGUGCUUGAGUUUACAUUUUGAUUGUGAGGAAGUGUGCAUCCGAGGAGUUCAGCAUUUCCUGCUGCAUCAUGCCGUAGACUUUUUUUUUUAAAUUGUUGUGCUUUAAGUGAAAGUUUACAAUUCAGGUUAGUCUCUCAUACAAAGAUUUAUACACACAUUGUUAUGUGACCCUAGUUGCUC
Messenger RNA from Trichechus manatus latirostris (Florida manatee), 6106 nucleotides. RefSeq names its product MDM4 regulator of p53 (gene MDM4). Gene Ontology annotation, molecular function: ubiquitin-protein transferase activity. The transcript has 11 exons. The record is from RefSeq and is a predicted model, not a curated record. Gene Ontology annotation, biological process: negative regulation of apoptotic process; protein ubiquitination; regulation of cell cycle. The coding region runs from base 686 to 2161 and encodes 491 amino acids. NCBI's taxonomy places the organism in Eukaryota, Metazoa, Chordata, Mammalia, Sirenia, Trichechidae. Gene Ontology annotation, cellular component: nucleus.